Tarenaya hassleriana is the source of this 2580-nucleotide messenger RNA. RefSeq names its product mRNA-capping enzyme-like. The record is from RefSeq and is a predicted model, not a curated record. The transcript has 17 exons. Gene Ontology annotation, molecular function: DNA ligase (ATP) activity; mRNA 5'-triphosphate monophosphatase activity; ATP binding. Gene Ontology annotation, biological process: protein dephosphorylation; DNA recombination; DNA repair. NCBI's taxonomy places the organism in Eukaryota, Viridiplantae, Streptophyta, Magnoliopsida, Brassicales, Cleomaceae. Bases 271 to 2295 code for a protein of 674 amino acids.
CUCUCCUCUCGGCAGCCCUCAUUUCGUGUAGUUUCUCUCUCUAGGGUUACGAUUUCAAUUCACUGACCAGCGAAUCAACUGAAGCUCACCCGCCUCUACGUCUCGGCUUAAUUUCCCCUGGGAUCCUUCAUCGUGAACGGGGCUUCAGAUUUCCUUCCUUGACUCGAAGAAUCUCCGGUCUCUUUGUUUUUCUCCAUCUUGCUAUGGUUUCUCUUUGAUUCCUUGGAUAUUCGAUGCGGUGUUAGAUUAGUGCUGUUCCUUGUACCUUUAAUGGUUGCUACGAUGGACCUAAAUGUUACGCCCCAACCCGAAGAAGAUGAGGAGCCUUUUGAUAGGCGCAUAGAUGAAUAUGCAGCACGAGGAGAACGAACAGAGUCUGGGGCCGAGAUAUCAAGACGGGAGCGCGAGGAAAGAAGGAAAAGAAUGAGAAUUGAGAAGCCAAUGUCCGUUUCUCAGCCAGCUAUGCAUAAUCAGUAUUUUCAUAAUAGAAACACUAAAUUCUGUGAUAAAAACAGGAUCCCUCAAGGUUGGCUAGAGUGCCCUCCUGCUGGUAAUGAAAUAGGAUGCAUCAUUCCUUCGAAAGUUCCUCUUAGUGAACUUUACAAUGAUCAAGUUCUUCCUGGUAGAAGAUACUCUUUUAAACAAGUGAUCCAUAACCAAAGAAUAUCUGGAAGAAGACUUGGUCUAGUAAUCGAUCUGACCAAUACAACACGUUACUAUCCUACAUCAGACUUGAAGAAAGAAGGCAUCAAGCAUGUUAAAAUUGCAUGCAAAGGCCGUGAUUCUGUGCCAGAUAAUGCGUCUGUGAACACUUUCGUGAACGAGGUUAAUCUGUUCGUCUUAAAUCAAAAGCACUCAAAAAAAUACAUUCUCGUUCAUUGUACACAUGGGCACAAUCGGACAGGGUACAUGAUAGUUCAUUAUCUUAUGCGUUCCAUGCCAAUGACUGUUACUCAGGCACUAAAAAUUUUUACCGAUGCCCGUCCUCCUGGGAUCUAUAAACCAGAUUAUAUUGAUGCUUUGUACACAUUUUAUCACGAAAUAAAGCCUGAUGGUAUGUUUUGUCCUCCAACUCCUGAGUGGAAGAGGUCUGUGGAGCUUGAUCUCAAUGGUGAAGCAUUGCCAGAUGAUGAUGAUGAUGGUUCAGCUGCCCCUGUGCAAGAAAACCUGGUGCUAAAUAGUGAAAAUCAUCAGGUCGAUGUCAGGAUGACAAAUGACGACAUAUUGGGUGAUGAAAUUCCUGCUAAUCAGGAGGAAGGUUUCCGGCAGUUCUGUUACAGGAUGCUCAUGCUGAAUAUUGGGGGAAGAGGAUGUUCGCAGUUCCCAGGUUCACACCCAGUAUCCUUAAACAGGGAGAACUUGCAGCUAUUGAGGCAGCGCUACUAUUAUGCCACGUGGAAGGCUGAUGGAACGCGAUAUAUGAUGCUUAUAACUAUUGAUGGAUGCUAUUUGAUAGAUAGGAGCUUUAGAUUUCGAAGGGUUCAGAUGCGGUUUCCCUGUAGACAUCCGACUGAAGGUGUAUCCGAAAAAGUGCACCAUUACACAUUGCUUGAUGGAGAAAUGAUAAUAGAUACUGUGCCCGAUAACCAGAGGCAGGAGAGGAGGUACCUCAUCUAUGACAUCAUAGCAAUCAACGGCCAGUCUGUCAUAGAGCGACCUUUCUAUGAAAGAUGGAAGAUGCUGGAGAAAGAAGUGGUCGAACCCCGUAAGAUUGAGAAGUGCUUAAGUCAUUGCUACAGAUACGACUUGGAGCCAUUUAGGGUACGGAGGAAGGACUUUUGGUUGCUUUCCGCUGUUGAAAAGGUCUUGAAGGGUUUUAUUCCUUCGCUUUCUCAUGAAGCAGAUGGUCUGAUAUUUCAGGGAUGGGAUGACCCUUAUGUUCCCCGUACCCAUGAAGGUCUUUUGAAGUGGAAGUAUCCGGAGAUGAAUUCAGUAGACUUUCUGUACGAGGUGGGUGAGGAUGGCCGUCAAAUGCUCUCACUGUUUGAAAGAGGGAAGAAAAAGGUUAUGGAAGGGAAUUCAGUCGUUUUUAAAGCAGAUGAUUCCGACCCUGCAAGUUACUCGGGGAAGAUUAUCGAGUGUUCAUGGGAUCAGGACGAACGGGUCUGGGUUUGCAUGCGAAUCAGGACAGACAAAUCAACUCCAAAUGAUAUUAACACGUAUAGGAAGGUGAUGAGAAGCAUAAGGGACAACAUCACGGAGGAUGUGUUGCUGCAAGAGAUCCGGGAGAUAAUUCAGCUGCCAAUGUACGCAGACCGAAUACAAAUGGACAGUAAAGCUGCGAGGCGCAGAUGAUUUAAGUUUUUUUUUUGGUAUUUUGUUCUCUCGUGCACAGCUAAAUCGAAUCUUCCUUUUAACAUAGUCGUCGGCCAGAGUUCUCGCUCACUAGACACCUUCUUUGUCUCUGGUAGUUGUAAAGUUACGGUCGCCGUCUUUUAUCGAAUCUGUAAGACCGGUUUGGUGGGGGUUGUGAAUAAAAACCAUUUGCAUGUGGUUUCGUGUUCAGAACUCAGAUCAACAUUAGUUGCAGUUGUAGUUAUGGUGCUUAGGCUGUUGUAAUCUACUUGUACUUUUACUGUU